Messenger RNA from Pollicipes pollicipes, 691 nucleotides. RefSeq names its product collagen alpha-1(XV) chain. The record is from RefSeq and is a predicted model, not a curated record. The transcript has 5 exons. NCBI's taxonomy places the organism in Eukaryota, Metazoa, Arthropoda, Thecostraca, Pollicipedomorpha, Pollicipedidae. Bases 100 to 615 code for a protein of 171 amino acids.
CUGCAGGGAGGGCGCUGUCGUCGGUCGCAGUGUUCCGUCCGUCACGUGGAGUUGGUCAUGGCCUGAGAUAGGUCACCCAUCCACCGCGACACGAACAGGAUGGCCAGGCAACGGUUAUCGACGCUCGCCACGCCGCUGCUGCUGACGCUGCUGGCCACGGUGCAUGGAGACUUUGUCGACAUCGGGGGCGCCCGGGUCGUCAAUCUGCUGGAGGCCAUACCGAUCCCGUUUCCGGAGAACGGGCAGCUGGCCUUCGUGGAGGGCGAGGACGGCUUCCCGGCGUUCGGUUUUCAGCCGGGGCAUGACGUCAAGCACCCGUACCGGCUCUACCUGCCGGAGCGGAUGCCGCGCGACUUCGCCAUCGCCGUGACGGUGCGGCCGACGCAGCCGGAGGGCGGCUUCCUCUUCGCCGUCGUGAACCCGCUGGAGACGGUGGUGCAGCUCGGCGUGCAGAUCACGCCCGGUGGGCCCGGUACCACCAACAUCUCGCUCGUCUACACCGACUCGGAGGUGCACUUCGCCUCUCAGCGGAUCGCCACGUUCAGCGUACCGAGCUUCGAGACCGAGUCGAUGAUACCACCUGGGACUGUUCUGGUGCUUCCUGUCAGAGGCUGACCUGACACCUCAUAUGACAGUUUCCCGCUCUGUGUGUAAUUGCCGUGACACUGUUUGCCAUCACCCGAGUAUGACC